Messenger RNA from Theileria orientalis strain Shintoku, 339 nucleotides. RefSeq lists its product as uncharacterized. The coding region runs from base 1 to 339 and encodes 112 amino acids. Gene Ontology annotation, biological process: intracellular protein transport; retrograde vesicle-mediated transport, Golgi to endoplasmic reticulum; intra-Golgi vesicle-mediated transport. The transcript is spliced from 3 exons. The record is from RefSeq and is a predicted model, not a curated record. Gene Ontology annotation, cellular component: COPI vesicle coat. Lineage: Eukaryota; Apicomplexa; Aconoidasida; Piroplasmida; Theileriidae.
AUGACUAAUUUUAAUAUCACUCAAGUCGAGGCAAUACUGAUUCUUGGGGAAGAGGGAGAGAAGAUCGCAGUAAGGUACUACAAACUACACCCUUCGAGCCAAUUGUCGAUAGCCGAGAAUGACCAAGUGGUAUUUGAAAAAUCAUUAGUAAAUCAAUUGGAACAAGCAAGACUCGCUAAUGUGGUACACGACUGCCUACUGAUUGAAAAUCAUCUGGUUGUGUUCUCAGUCCUAGCCGAUGUGUACGUAGUGGUAGUAGGACACCUCUCAGAGAACGAACUGAUUCUCUCACAAUUGUGUAAAAAUGUAGAAUCGGUGCUGGACUACAUAACAGGGUAG